AGUUUCUAGAAAAUUAUAAAUUCUUCCACGAAGUGUGGAUGAUACUCAGUCGAAAUUUCACUUUCAAAAGGGGAUAAUUGUUGAAAAGUUUUCAGGAGUGAUCUUUUGUGGGAAAUGAUCGAGCAAAAUGGUCUCAAAUGAUCGUGUGAUUUUUACUAUUGAUGUAAAGUUGGGUGGAGAAAGAGUUAAGAAUGGUCAAAAAAUCUGUGAAAAUGGAGAUAAAAUAUCCUUAGAUGAAGCACUCGAUCAGUUAGGAUUCGGAAGGAUCCAAUUGCUGGUUGUUCUAGCAGCUGGACUGUGCUUGCUGACUGUGAUCAAUGAAACAAUGGGAAUUGGAAUGCUUAUGCCAGUAGCUCAGUGUGAUCUUCAACUAACAUCAUCUGAUAAGGGUUUACUGAGUGCUAUCAGUUUUUUGGGAAUAAUGGCCUCAUCGCACUUCUGGGGCUACUUGGCGGACACAAGAGGCCGUCGUCAAAUGAUCAUGAUAACUCUGUUUAGCACGGCGAUUGUCACGAUUUUAUCAAGUGUCGCUCAGAAUUUUACACUCUUCGUCGUUCUGCGUUUCUUAUCAGGCGUAAGUAUCUCUGGUCCCUCUGCCACCAUCUACCCAUAUCUUGGUGAAUUUAACAGUAUCAGAAAUCGAGAUGCUGUUAUUACCUUCACCAGCACCUUUGCGGGCCUUUCAUCUGUAAUUGUUCCUGCCUUAGGAUGGUAUCUCUUACCCCAAACCUGGGCAUUGGAAGUUUACGAGGGUUUCUUCUUUCGUCCAUGGCGUCUUCAAUUGAUCCUACACACACUGCCUGGGCUUUUGGCAGCACUUCUCGUUAGUCUUCUGCCAGAAAGUCCUAAAUUUCUUGUUUCACAGGGCAAAACCGAAGAAGCUCUCGACAUCAUCAGGUGGAUUCACCGGAAAAACUCUGGAGAUUCAGAGAUGGAAAUUCGCGAAUUAACUUCUGAAGCUCCAGCAAAAGGUCAAGGAGAUGGAUGUAUGAGGUCGUUAUGGCAUCAAAUGGUGCCUCUUGUAUCUUUUCCUUAUCUAAUUCCCUUCUUGCUCUAUUGUUGUCUUCAAUUUGGCGUAUUUUAUGUUUGUGCAGGACUUGGAUUGUGGUUUCCGGACAUUGUUAAUAGAGUUAUGCAGAACAUCGGUGAUGAAAGUCGGACACUUUGCCAGACCAUAGAUUUUCAACCAAAUGCGACACACAUUGAGCUUUUAGACGAAAGUUGCGAUGACUCCAUUAAGACAGAUACUUUUCUCUAUAACAUCUUUUACGGACUCAUCUAUGUAUCUGGAUACAUUAUCCUAGGAUUCCUUAUAAAAUUUUUCGGUCGUCGGAUACUUUUAGUGUCACUUUUAGGAGGAUCUGCUGCUGUGGGUUUAGCACUCACAUGGCUUACAAGUCACACCCUCAUGAUCAUUCUACUGAGCAUGCAUUUAAUGUUUGCCGGUGUUUCAAUAUCAGUUAUAAAUUCUUCGGUUGUGGCGGUUUUCCCAACUCAUUUGAGAGCCACUGCAAUGUGCAUCACAUUGAUGUUUGGACGAUUGGGAACUUUUGCUGGCAGCAACAUUAUAGGUUAUUUCUUCGACAUCAACUGCCAACUUACAUUCUUCUUAACUGUAGGACUGAUGAUGUGUAAGUUCAAAAUACAGGACUGCAAUUUAAUUGCAUUAUUCCUUGAUAAUUCUAAUAGACUUUUAAGGAAUUGUAAAAUCUGCUCAUUAGCUCUAAUGAGACUCUCAUUAGCUCUAAUUUUCACUUAGUUAUUUUACUAUUUUUUUUUUUAAUUUGUAUGUAAUUAAUUGAAAUGAGAGGAAGAGGAACACCUUUAAAAUUGAGCUUUUUCUCCUAUUUUUAAAUGGAGCGUGAACCUUAUCAUAAUGUAUUUUAGCACCACAAUUUCUUUAUGAAGUUAAAUUAAUUUAUGAUAAAGAAGGUCCACUUCUAUUUAAAAAUAGGAAGAAAGCCUAAUUUCAAAGAUUCCCCAUUUUAAAGGUGCCCCACUUCCCCCUAUUCAUACUUUUUUACAUUUUUUCUAAAUAAAUAAUAGAUGAACACUUUCACUAAUCAUUUAAUAUAAUUUUUCUCGUGUAUUUCUUUGCUAACAUGAAAUAGAUUACUCAGGAGGUCUAAAUCUAACUCUGAUUAUUUUUUUCAUAAGUUCUAUGUUUCUAAGCCGAGUUAUAUCUCUUUAAAAACUUUUAUAUUAUUAUUCUUUUUUUUAAGCAUGUGCCACGGCGUCGUUUUUCGUGAAAACAAAAUGAUCUUCACAGCAGCGCCAUUACAGCUGAUAGACUGAAUAAAGUUGCAGAAAAUCACUAGUUUUAUAUAAAAGCCCAUAUCUUCAUAAAACUGUAUCAUGUAAUAGAGAAAAUUAAACAAUAUUUAUGACUAAAAGAAAA
This is a messenger RNA of Phlebotomus papatasi, 2398 nucleotides long. Its product is annotated as synaptic vesicle glycoprotein 2B-like. The record is from RefSeq and is a predicted model, not a curated record. NCBI's taxonomy places the organism in Eukaryota, Metazoa, Arthropoda, Insecta, Diptera, Psychodidae. The coding region runs from base 128 to 1759 and encodes 543 amino acids. The transcript is spliced from 7 exons. Gene Ontology annotation, molecular function: transmembrane transporter activity. Gene Ontology annotation, biological process: transmembrane transport.